AAAGGGAUCUGCAUCCAGUUGCUGCAGACUGCCCCGCAUCUGCCUGAGCUCCUGGUCCUGCUCCGACAGCCCUCAUCCGACAGGAAGAUGAAGCUCUCUGCAGUUGUUCUCGCUCUUCUCCUCAUCGCAUCCUCCUGCUCCCGAGCCUCCUCUGCCCCAGUGGGACCCGACGUCCCAACCUGCUGCACCUCUUACAUAAAACACAAGAUCCCACGGAACCUCAUCCAGAGUCACUACAGCGCCAGCACCAGCUGCUCACAGCCAGCCAUCAUCUUUGUCACAAAGAAGCGCGAAGUCUGCGCCAACCCCAGUGACCCCUGGGUACAGAGCUACCUGCGGAGCGCCAAGCGGGACUGAGCGGAGCCAGGCAGGAUGGGACACUGCUGCCAUGCCAGCCACAUCACCACGAGCUCCUGACAUGGAGCAUGGCUUCAGGACGGCUGCAUGAGCCUACGACUCCUGCUUGCAGCUCCCAGGGACUGCAGGAUGGGGUCCACAGACAUCUCGUGUCAGGUGCUGUUUGCACAGCCCACUCUGCAGCCCCAGCACACAGGUCGACACCUCUGCCUGCCUGCAGACUAGAAAGGCCCACGGCGCAUCUAUUGUUCUCAAGUUAUUUAAAAUUAUUUAAGAAAUUACCAUAAGAGAUAGGCAGUAUUCUCAUAUCUGGAUCAUAUUUAUGAGAGAGUGGCAGGAAGGGUAUUUAAGGGAGGGUGGCUCGGAGUCUCAUCUUCAGGGGAUGGGUGGCUCCGGCUCACGUGUAUGAAGGUGUUGUGGAGAAUAAAGAAUGUGG
Molecule: messenger RNA, 793 nt
Organism: Meleagris gallopavo (turkey)
Lineage: Eukaryota; Metazoa; Chordata; Aves; Galliformes; Phasianidae
Product: C-C motif chemokine 4-like
Biological process (GO): positive regulation of cell migration; chemokine-mediated signaling pathway; eosinophil chemotaxis
Cellular component (GO): extracellular region
Molecular function (GO): chemokine activity; CCR chemokine receptor binding
Source: RefSeq, a predicted model, not a curated record